Brassicogethes aeneus is the source of this 753-nucleotide messenger RNA. The record is from the annotation of a GenBank genome assembly. Lineage: Eukaryota; Metazoa; Arthropoda; Insecta; Coleoptera; Nitidulidae.
AUGGCUACACUCGGUCAUGUUUUAGAAGUAAACAAAGAACUUUGUAAAUUGUGUAAUAGAAAAGCCCUAACAAAUACAGUGGAAUGUGAAAAUUGUGAGAAUGUUCUUCAUUGUUGUGACUUAAAAAAUAUCCCAGUAACACAGGAUAAAGCUAUAUGCUGCGAAGAUAACUACACAGAUGCACUGGGAACAGAAACACUGGAUGGAAAAAUAGCACAGCUUAAACUCGAGACAAAAGAAAAAACUGAACUGACAGAAAUCAAAGAAAAGAUCACUACAAAAACAAAUACCAACAAUAAAGAAAAUAAUUCUACCUACCAACAGGCGGCGCCUGCAGCACCAAAAACAAACACACACAAAACUGAUGACAGACAAAAAACAAAUGUAAACAAAAACAAAAUAAACAAUCAUGAAACCAAAAUUAAUACCGGAUUAAAAAUAACAGGAUCGGCUAAACCAGAAGAAAAUAUAGUAUUUAAAGCAACAGAGAAAAAAGAAUGGAUCUAUGUAGGAAGAGCUAGACCCGAAACAACCGAAAAACAUAUCAAAGAUUAUCUUAUUUCGAAAUUCCCAAACGAAAACUUUGAAAUCAGCGAAAUAAAAAAACACGAAAGCAGCACAAGUAAAAACAAGUCAUUUAAAAUAGGCAUGCAGUAUAGCAUAAAAGAUGAAGUGCUAAAACCAGAAAUAUGGCCUGAAAAUCUCAUCAUAAAGAAAUUUUGGUUUUUUCGACCAGACUACAAAAAACAGUAA